UACGCAGACGUAAUUUAAUUUUUUGGCCUUUGAACCAAUUUUAUUAAUUGUAAUUCAAUUUCAAAUAUUUUUUUAUUCAAUCCAUCAUCUAAUUAUAUAUCUUUUGUGUCAUGUUGAUGUUUGAGUUGUAGUGCAUAACAGAACCAUUGAUGGUUAAUCUUGACUUGGUGCUACCGACUAAGACUGGUUAAUUAUUUCCUUCAACUGUGGACUUUUUUUAUGUGAUUGAUGUCAUUAUUCAAAAAACCAAAAGGAAAGUUCAGAUUGCGAGUUACUCGCGAGGAUACCGAUGACGAUGAAAAUAAUGAGUCUACUCAGGAAAUUGACGAUUCGAAAAAAUCUUCCUCGCAAGUGCCAACUGUAGAGACAAAAGACAAUGAAAAUGAAACAAAUGAAGCUGGAUCAUCAGCUGUUAAUCAAUCUCAUGUUGAAGGGGAGAAAAAAGUUGAACAUAAAAUGAAAGCCAAAUUAAGUUUCGGUGAUGAUGAGGAAGAAGACGUUGAUGUAUUCAAGGUUAAAAAAUCUGCCUACAGUAGAAGAAUAGCCAAACAAUUAAAAAGGGAGAAAAAAAAGAAAGAAAAAGAGGAAAAAUUAGAAGAAGCCAGAAAAUCCGAGCAAAGUUCCGCUUUCACCAGUUAUGGAGAAGAUUUUAAUGUAGAAAUGGAAAUUGAAAAUUUAAAUUCAUCAGCUUUCAAAGAUUAUCAUGAACGAAAUACCGAUGAUGUCAGUCAUUUUUUCAAACCAGUGGAGAAAGGAGAAAUCCCAAGUGCUAAAGAAAUCUAUGCCGCAAGAAAGAAACGCGAAGAGGAUCGCAAAAAACUUAAAAUGGAUAAUGUUAUCGACGACUUUAUCGCUAUCGAAGAUGAGACAGCAGCUGAGAGAACAGCUUUAGGUUUAAUUGAUGACGAACAACCCGUUUAUGAUGAAGAACCUGAUAAUGAUGAUGAUGAAGAUGAAGAUGAUAGAAUUGAUUUUGCUGUUGAUAGAGAGGCGAUUGAAAGAGAAAGAGCAAAAGAAGCAUUUAUUCAAGCUCAAGAAGAAGACGAAGAGACUUUUAAUAGAGUAAAAAAUAAUAACGAUGAUGAUUCUGAAGAUGAAUUAGAUCUUUGGGAGAAAGAACAAAUCCGUAAAGGUGUAGGCUUUGUAAUUGGUUCUUCUAAUAGGGAUCAAUCUAACAAUCAGCUCAACGAUUUAAUGACAAAACUAGAUUUACCAAAUAACAGUGAUAAGUUUAAUUCACCAAUUCCAAGUUAUCUUCCCAAAACACCGAAUGGUAAAGCUUUUGAAGAAUUAAUUAAACAAAUCUCUGAUUCCAUAGCUCAAAUGCAAAGAGAAAUUGAUGAUGAUGAACAAGAAUUGAGAAGUGUUAUUGCUGAAAGAGAACAAUUGACUAAAGAAGUUAAAGAUUUGGAAGAAAGAUUAAUAGGAAAUGAAGAUGAUGAUGAUUCUCCAACAGAACGUCCCUGGAAACAAGGAGAAAUAUUUUCUCAGAAAGCAACACAUGAUAGCAGCGAUGAUGAUUAUUAAUACAAUUCUCUCUUUUUAAAUUCGAUCUCUGUAUAAAUACUGUUACCAUUUAUUUAAAUGGUCAAUUUUGUUACAACAAAAAUGAAGUUCAUUGAACAACUUUGUUGGUAACUAACAAAAACCUCUUUCUGUACGCGUACACAAAUGAUUUUAUCGAUAAUUUUGUAUUUAUUUUCAAAUUAAGUUAUGAACAGAGAGUUUUUGCAAUUUUAGAUGAAUCAAGAGCUUCUAGAUUCUUUGAUUUGUUGAAAACAAAUUGCAAAUGAUAAAUGUAUAAAUCUGAAGAAAAGGCUAGAACUGUAGAAAUUUCAAAUUUGAUGACCAAAAGUCUAGAUGAGCAUUGUGACCGCUUCGCCGAUUCAAGAUACACUUUUUGCUCGUGACUUAAUCAUUUUAAGAGAUUACUGGGAAUCACUCAAUUGUUAUCAUAAAUAAAUAUGUAUUUUUAUUAACAA
This is a messenger RNA of Tetranychus urticae (two-spotted spider mite), 1982 nucleotides long. RefSeq lists its product as uncharacterized. Gene Ontology annotation, cellular component: nucleus. The record is from RefSeq and is a predicted model, not a curated record. NCBI's taxonomy places the organism in Eukaryota, Metazoa, Arthropoda, Arachnida, Trombidiformes, Tetranychidae. Gene Ontology annotation, molecular function: DNA binding. Gene Ontology annotation, biological process: mRNA splicing, via spliceosome.